AUGUCGAAGCCGGAAUCCUCUAUCCUCGCCGCCGAUGACGACUGGGCUGAUGACGGCGGCGCCACUUUCAUCAGCGACCUCAGCAUCGGCUCCUUAUUCACCAAGUCACUCCUUAUCCUCCUCUUUGUCUUCUUCGUCAUCCGCCUGUCUAUCACCAUUUACCGCCACUGCCGCCGCGACAGCCAUCAACCCCGUGGCUACGCCGGCAACAAUGUCCCCGGCUCAGCUGUUAAUAAUCCCGACGACCACCACGACGAAGAGAACCCCGUCCAAAAUGAUGAGGAGGCAACCACAAGUAGGGCCUUCGACGUUGAAGUCGUCAUCAGCUUGUGCCCGAAUUUCAUGUACGGUGAUGAAAAAGCCGACGACCGCAACAAUACGACAUGUCCGAUUUGCAUGUGCGAGUAUUUGGAAUCGGAUAUGAUGAGGAUGUUGCCGCAAUGUGGGCAUUACUUUCACCUUAAAUGCAUUGACGAGUGGCUGAGAAUUAGUUGGUCGUGUCCUGUGUGUCGUGACUCGCCGUUGUUGCCACAGGCCACGCCGUCGACAUCGUCAUCCGGCGAUCAAUAA
Prosopis cineraria is the source of this 570-nucleotide messenger RNA. RefSeq names its product RING-H2 finger protein ATL67-like. The transcript has a single exon. The record is from RefSeq and is a predicted model, not a curated record. NCBI's taxonomy places the organism in Eukaryota, Viridiplantae, Streptophyta, Magnoliopsida, Fabales, Fabaceae. Gene Ontology annotation, biological process: protein ubiquitination. The coding region runs from base 1 to 570 and encodes 189 amino acids. Gene Ontology annotation, molecular function: transferase activity.